AUGGGGUUAAACUUUACAGAUCAAAAAAAAAUAAUAAAAUUAUUAGAAUUAACAAAAUAUAAUAUGAUAACUUUGCCAAAAUUGGAGGCUGAACCUCGUGGUGCAACAGCUCAAUUGUCACUUGUUAAUGGAGAUUCAUUAGGUGAUCAUCCUAAUAAACAUAAUUCAUGGCAAAAUGUUGUAACGGUAACAUCAUCCUCAACACAUGAUAAGACAACACGAUAUAAUGUACCAUUACAACAUUCAAAUGUAAAUCCACAUUCAACAUCUUAUGAUAUUGAUCAUGGAAAUAAUCAAAAUCUUUCAAGACAAACUAGUGUAUCACAUCUAAGUAAUGCAAGUUAUAAUAUAAAUCCUUUAAAUCCCACAACACAUAUUAAUACUAAUUAUGAUAAUACAAUAAAAAAUAAUUCUAUACCUCAAGGUAAAUUUACUCAACAACCAUUAUAUUCACCAUAUCCUUCAACAAGUGUUGCCUCAACGACAAUUCAUAAUCCACAAAGAGAGGUAAAAAUUAGAUCACCAUCAGUUAUAACUGAUGAAAAAGAUAGAAGUAAAAGUACACACUCAACACAUUCCUCAACCCGUCCAAUUAGUUCUAAUUUAUCAAAAAAUUCUAAAGAUAGUUUAACAUCAAAUCAACCAAAAAGAAAUAGGCUACAAGAAUUUAUACAAUUUUUAAAAAUAAAUCAAAAAUGUUGUUGUACAUUACUUUUUCUUUUUUUUACUAUUGCAAUAAUUCUAACUAUUGUACUGUGUGCUGUACUAAUACCAAAAUAUCAGUCAGUUUUUAAUUUUCAAUGGGCACCACCAGCUUCUGUUAAAGGUUCAGGAGUUGUAGAAAGUACUGGUGUACAUUUAACUAUUGAUGAUAGUAAUCAACAAGUUCGAUUUGACAUGACUGGACAUGUUCCUUUUAAAGCUAAUUAUGUAUCAGUAUAUGAUUUUAAAACAAAUAAAGCAAUUAUAUAUGAUCCUUCAUUAAAAAAUGGAACAAAAACUUUAUAUUGUUUUGUUAUGUCAUUUGGAAGUGAUAAAAUAAAGGAUAUCAGUGAGUUACGUAAAGCAGCACAUAAUACAAGAGGAUUGUCAUCUCAAUCAACUGGAUGGGAAGAACAUUGGAAUUACAUUCCACAAAAUGCUAAUAAUAUUUUACAAGUUAGUUAUGUUAAUCCAGGUAUCCCAGAAUGUAAUGGAGCUAAGUUAGUGGAAUUAAAAAGUGUUGGUACAAAUCAAAAAAGUUUAAGAUGUACAGAUUGUUUUGAUUUUUGUUUACCUGAAUAUGGUAUUGAGAAUGACUUAAUUAAAAGUCAAUCAAAAUUAAAUAUACUUAGUCGUAUGUGUUUCUAUUUCUUUGUCCCAGAAUGGCAAUCAUUUGCACAAGGUUAUAAUAUUAAUAAUGUUAAUCCAAAUCUCAAUAAGCCUCAAUUUUCAUCAUACCAAUUUAAUGGUAAUGUACAAAAUAUCCCCUAUUCUACAAAUCCUUCUAUGGAAAAUAAUUAUGGAAAUGGUCUAUUUGUUGGACAACAACAACAAAAUGGUCAGAGAAUGAUGGGACAAGGAUAUAGUAAUACCGGCCAAUUUCCCAGUAAUUUACAACAAUUUCCUAACCAACAACAAAAUUUCUAUAAUAAUAAACAACAAUCACCUAACUAUAAUAAUGGAAUUAAUAGAAGUCCAAUUGUAACACCUAAUUAUAAUGAUCCAAAUAAUCUUCAAAUUGGUUAUCAGAAUCAAUAUAAUAAUCAACAAAAUGGUCAACAGAAUAUGCAACAAAAUAUACAACAAAAUGGCCAACAAAACAUGCAACAAAAUGGUCAACAAAACAUGCAACAAAAUGGUAGAAGAAAUAUUAUUUCAACGGAUAACAAUAGUCAUCCAGAAUCAAAAUGGAUUCCAGUAAAUUCUAAUAAUGGAAUAAUUGAUCAAAUCACAAAUUCUACAUCAAAUAUUUGGAGUAAUGCUAAGGAAACAUUUAACACAGGUGUCAAUAAAGCACAAAAUGUUCAAGAAGCACUAGGUCGGGGAAUCCAAAAUGUAGGCAGUGGAAUCGAGUCAAUUGGUGGAGGUUUUCAGCGUUUUGGUGGUAACAUUGAAACAGGUAUAAGUAACAUGAGACAAUCUAUAUCCAGUGGUAUUGAUAGUGCCGGUCAGGCAUUAAGCAAUUUUGGCCAAAAUACAGGAGAAAAUUUACAAACAUUUGGUCAAAAUGUACAACAAGGAAUUAAUGAUAAUAUGAAUAGUAUGCAAAAUAGUGCUGGAAGUAUUCAUGAACAAUUGAGAGCACAGUUUAAUCAAAUUAAACAACAAAUCCCAACCGAUUCCUCAUAUAAUACUCAACCAUCGGAUGUUAAUACGCAGAAUAAUGUACAUUAUCUUGUUAGAAGUCAAUUAAGUGGACAAAAUUCACAAAAUAAUGGAAACUAUUUACCAAAUUCUCAGUUUGAUUCAUCUUCACAACAAUUAAUGAAUUACAACAACCAAAAUAAUAAUCUUUCACCAGGAAUGGCUCAAUACAGUCAAUCAAAUCAUAAUUUAAAAAAUCCCUUGGCUGGAUAUUAA
Messenger RNA from Strongyloides ratti, 2562 nucleotides. RefSeq lists its product as hypothetical. Bases 1 to 2562 code for a protein of 853 amino acids. The record is from RefSeq and is a predicted model, not a curated record. The transcript is spliced from 2 exons. NCBI's taxonomy places the organism in Eukaryota, Metazoa, Nematoda, Chromadorea, Rhabditida, Strongyloididae.